AUUCACCACACGGCGCCAUAUUAGAUAGACAUUAUAUUGCUGCGGACGAAGUCAAGGAAAGGGAAUAGUCCUCCAGAUGACAAGGGUACUCAGGCCGCAGUAGUCCAUUCGCAAAACACUCGAGGUGACUGCUAUAUGGUUGACAACGAGUAAUUGAGUCAAACAUCUCGGGCAGCUUGGUCCGAGGCGGGCUGUUUUUGUCGUUGUUUAGCUAAGUUGCCGGCAGACAUGACUUCCUUGGUUCAGCGGAGUUCGGGCCUCGUGCAGAGGCGGACCGAAGCCUCGCGCAACGCCGCUGACAAAGACCGUCCGGAAGGCGAGGAGGACGACGAGCCCCGCCGGGGAGACGAGCAGGACGAUGAUGAUACCGGAGACUCCAAAGAAACACGUCUCACCUUAAUGGAAGAGGUGCUGUUGUUAGGACUGAAGGACCGAGAGGGCUACACCUCGUUCUGGAAUGACUGCAUUUCGUCAGGGUUGCGAGGGUGUAUGCUGAUUGAGCUGGCUCUACGAGGACGUCUUCAGCUGGAGGCUUGUGGCAUGAGGAGGAAAGGUCUGCUGGCCAGGAAGGUGAUUUGUAAGUCAGACGCUCCGACGGGUGACGUGCUCCUGGAUGAAGCCCUUAAACACAUCAAAGAUACUCAACCUCCGGAGACCGUGCAGAGCUGGAUCGAACUGCUCAGUGGAGAGACGUGGAACCCCCUGAAGCUUCAUUAUCAACUGCGGAACGUCCGUGAGCGGCUGGCCAAAAACUUGGUUGAAAAAGGCGUCCUCACUACUGAGAAGCAGAACUUCCUGCUUUUUGAUAUGACCACACAUCCUCUCACCAACAACAACAUCAAGCAGCGUCUCAUCAAGAAGGUCCAGGAGGCCGUACUGGACAAGUGGGUGAAUGACCCACAUCGAAUGGACAAGCGGCUGCUUGCACUGAUCUUCUUAGCCCAUUCCUCUGAUGUCCUGGAAAAUGCCUUUGCCCCGCUGCUAGACGACCAAUACGACCUGGCCAUGAAGAGAGUGCGGCAGCUGCUGGAACUGGAGCCCGAGGGGGAGAGCAUGAAGGCCAACGCCAACGAGCUGUUAUGGUCUGUGGUGGCUGCCUUCACCAAAUGAGGCUACCACAAAGAGGACAGCAAGCAGUUGUGGCAUUCAAGUGGCAUUGUACUUUGGGGUAGGAAUCAGAGACCCCAACAUGGUGACUUGACUGAAUUACAGUUUACCCCUGUCUGGGCUUUUGGAAUGGGCUGCCCUCUUUUCUCAUCCCUCUCCGUCUGGCAUUUUAUUUUCCUUCCAGAUAACUGUCCAUGUUGGUCCUUCAUGGCCCUGUUUCCCCCCAUGUAACGUUUGUGCUCACUUUUGCUAAAAAAAUAACUCUCAUGGACCUUUUGAAUGAAGUGGUAGGGUGAUGAUAUGGGUGAGGCAGAAAUCAAGAUGUCGAUUCAUAUCGUCUUUAUUUUCUAUUGGGUGUAUCUUUGGAACUGUUUCCUCAAGGUACGACACAGGUUACUCAAGGUAGCCUCCUGACACACCUGAGAAUAAAGUAACCAACCGAGAUGUAGAUGUACAGAUCCAUGUACAGGCCUGUGACGCUGUAUAGGAAGGAAAGGUUAGCCGAUACUGCUGUCAAGUCUUUGAAUGGAUAUCUACCAAAUGUGAUUGAAGUGUAUGGAUACCAUGUAUUUAGUGUCACGUCAUUCUUUGACUUUCAAAUCAAAUACUGGGUGGAAACUAAUUUGGUCAGAUCUGGAAGUCUGAGUCGACUGAUGCCCCCGAAUCCAUCCAUGAUAUAUACCUGCUUAUCCUGUGCAGAGAUGCAGGAGGCUGGAGACUGUCCCAGCUCACACUGGCCAGGGGGAGGGCUACAGCCAGGGCAGGUCGCCAGUAUAUCAUUGGGCUGACAGACAGAGUCAGACAGCCAUUCACACCUGCAGACAAUUUAGUUUCUAGGUCACCUGACCUACAUCUCUUUGGACUGUUGGGGGGGGGGGGGGGGGGGAAAGCCGAUGCAGGCACUUGGAAAAAAAUCCUAACGCCGCACAGCUGUCUGCAGGAUCUGAAGAUUUCCUGGUGUGAGGCGAGAGCUCUAACCACUGAGACCCCGUGGCCCCCUACAUUCCAUCCCUUCUGGCCCUUAAGUUGUGUGGAAGAUCAUUCGUUUGCCUACACAUGCAUGGACGCAUCCAGUCCCGGGAAUAUGUAGUGUUGACUUGUGUGACUUAUCAGUUACUUGGAUCUCAGCCCCAUUGAAUCUUUGGGAAAUGCGUAUGAAAUGAAAAGCAAAAAUAUGAAGAACAUUAUUAGACUGAUUUGUUUAGGACAUUGGGUGAAAUAGUCCUGGGUUAAUACAAAUUCUAAAAUUAAAAUAAAACAUGUAGAAUUGAUGGGGCUGAUAGAAAUACACCGUAUGAUUAUGGAAGGAAAAAUACUAAAUAUUAAUAAACCUUUCUGUCUUAAAUAGGGCAUACUGUUUUAAAUAUCCUCUGGCCAGUAGUUUUUAUUUUUAUGUUUUUUUUUAUUCUUAAUGAAACAGGAAUUUUUGUGUCUGACUCGGACUUGUAUUGUAUCUAAUCUAGAUGCACUGUCAAAAUGUGUUCAUGUCUAAUAUAUAGCAGCUUGCAUUCAGGAUUCCAGUAUGUAAUAUCUGAAUGGUAACAGUUGAAAGCAAACACAUCCUACUCUGGGUUCGAUGUCAUAAAUCCACGUAGAUAAAACAAAUGGCUCUAAAAUGUGUUAUUUAAGCGAUUUGGUAGUAUCAGCUAACAGCUUUGAACGGUGUUGGCUGAGCCUGACUGGGUAACAACCCUGUUUGCAUGAUGACUGUUGAGGAUCAAAUUGAAAUAUUUUAGUGGCAGAAACAAGCUCAGGAAAGUCAACCAUCAAUGACAGCUGCCUUUGUUAGCUAAAUUUAAAUAGACAUAUACACUUAUAAGUGAAUCUACAUAUGAUCCAAAUGACACAAUCCACAGGUCUUGAUGCAGAAUAAAUGCGUUUAUGAUGAUCUCCAGCUAAAUAGUUGUUGAAGGUCAAUUUUUUUCACUUUAUGGAGCUGGCCGAGCAGUUUCCCCCAGCCUUCACUCUUUGAUGAGCUUGGCUGAACAUAUUCCAGACCUAUCAUUGUCAUGGAUGCACAGAGCUGAAAUAGAUAUGAAUAUUCUCAUGUGGGUUUGAUGGCAAACAAGUGUGUUUCCUAAACUGUCAGCGAUGCUUAAAUGUGCAGACAGUCUUACUUUGCAGUUACUUGUGAUUGCUCUCAAAAUAAAUCCAUUGUAUUAACUAAACUUCUGAUGGAUUAUCUAACACGCUCACCAAGUCUAAUUAGAAGAAUCAAAAGACGGGCUCACAUUCCAGAUGUUGGUGUAUAUACUUGUGUAUUUGUAUCAGGCACACAUUCAAAGGACAUUUUUGUCACAAUUGCACUUGUCAGCUUUCCAAAAUAUAUCCUGGUUCAGCUGUACUGUCUUUCAAAAUGUUGUACAUAGUGCUCUUAAACAUUCAUCAAAGCCUUUUCACCAUGAACCAUACCUUGAUCUUCAUUUCAUUUUGCUUCAAUGUUAUGAAUUUUCUUUUCACAUUUGUUUAACUGUUCUUUUUUAACGACUUUUGCUACUCAACCCCAUGGUUCUUGUGAUAUUACAGAUAGCCUCCCUCUGAUAUUGUAUGUAGCAAAGAUCUGGGAGUGAUCAGUCAGUGGUCGUCAGAGAAGAGGUGACCAAGAGAUUUAUGCAUCAGAAAAUCACCUCAAAUUGCGGCAUGAAUAUGAGAGAUUAUAUGUUAUCUAAAUAAAGGGACCUCUAGUC
Messenger RNA from Cottoperca gobio, 3794 nucleotides. RefSeq names its product golgi phosphoprotein 3a (gene golph3a). Gene Ontology annotation, cellular component: Golgi cisterna; trans-Golgi network; cytosol. Gene Ontology annotation, biological process: Golgi vesicle budding; Golgi to plasma membrane protein transport; retrograde vesicle-mediated transport, Golgi to endoplasmic reticulum. The transcript is spliced from 4 exons. Bases 229 to 1110 code for a protein of 293 amino acids. Lineage: Eukaryota; Metazoa; Chordata; Actinopteri; Perciformes; Bovichtidae. Gene Ontology annotation, molecular function: phosphatidylinositol-4-phosphate binding. The record is from RefSeq and is a predicted model, not a curated record.